AUGCCACCUCCUUCAAAUCAACGAGCCGAUAUUGAGCCCCCGGAGGAAAUUACCUCGGUGGCUGCUCAAGGCUUUAUGACCGGUGUUUUUCGUUUUGGUUCCGUCUCCAUCCUGGCCCAUAUGAUCUUCAGUCUCCCACAUCCUUUCAUCUUCUCCUCGCCAGCUCCCCCAGCUCCCCCAGCCACUAGUACACACCAACCUCGUCGUCAAUCGCCUUUCUCCAAAGAGUAUAUCCGCUCACGUCUCUUACACCGACCAAUCGAGGGGUUCUCGGAAUGGAUCUCACCGACAGCCCGUGUUUACCGGGGUCUCACACCGCAAUUUAAAGUCUUCCUGCAGAUGGCGGCCAUGAUUCUUGGCGGCUGUAUUUGGGCGGAACGCCGAGUGUCCGAGUAUAUUGACCUCAUUAGACAAAUCAAACGGGCGGAGAGACGAGCGGCGGAGUAUCCAUCAAGCACCCGUCCGUAA
Messenger RNA from Penicillium odoratum, 468 nucleotides. RefSeq lists its product as uncharacterized. The transcript is spliced from 2 exons. NCBI's taxonomy places the organism in Eukaryota, Fungi, Ascomycota, Eurotiomycetes, Eurotiales, Aspergillaceae. Bases 1 to 468 code for a protein of 155 amino acids. The record is from RefSeq and is a predicted model, not a curated record.